GGCGGGGUGUAGGAGGGCCAGGUCGGAAAGAUGGCGCUGUGUGUGCUGCGGAACGCGGUUCGCGGAGCGACGGCGCUGCCCAGGCUGAAGGCAUCCCUCGUGGUCAGUGUCUGCAAGCCUGGGUACAGCUCCUUGUCCAAUCACAAGUAUGUCCCUCGGAGGGCAGUGCUCUAUGUGCCUGGGAAUGAUGAAAAGAAAAUAAGGAAGAUCCCAUCCUUGAACGUAGAUUGUGCCGUGUUGGACUGCGAGGAUGGUGUUGCAGAAAACAAAAAGAAAGAAGCUCGAUUGAGAAUAGCAAAAACUCUUGAAGACUUUGACUUGGGUACCACGGAAAAGUGUGUGAGAAUCAACUCGGUGUCUAGUGGUCUGGCUGAAGCCGACCUGGAGACAUUCCUACAGGCCAGAGUUCUUCCCUCUAGUCUGAUGCUACCAAAGGUAGAAGGUCCUGAAGAAAUCCAGUGGUUUUCAGACAAAUUUUCACUCCACUUAAAAGGCCGAAAACUUGAACAACCUAUGAAUUUAAUCCCCUUUGUGGAGACUGCAAUGGGUUUGCUCAAUUUUAAGGCAGUGUGUGAAGAAACACUAAAGAUUGGACCUCAAGUGGGUCUUUGCCUAGACGCAGUCGUUUUUGGAGGAGAAGAUUUUCGAGCCAGCAUAGGUGCAACAAGCAACAAGGACACCCACGACAUCCUCUAUGCCCGGCAGAAGAUUGUUGUCACGGCAAAGGCCUUUGGCCUACAAGCCAUAGAUCUUGUGUAUAUUGACUUCAGGGAUGAAGACGGACUUCUCAGACAGUCAAGAGAAGCAGCCGCCAUGGGCUUCACUGGUAAACAGGUGAUCCACCCUAACCAGAUUGCUGUGGUACAGGAACAGUUUACUCCAACCCCAGAAAAAAUUCAGUGGGCUGAAGAGCUGAUUGCCGCCUUCAAAGAACACCAGCAGCUGGGAAAGUCUCCAAUUACACCGAAGCGUGGCCGGAGCUGGCAGUUAACGCUGGGUCGUUUAUGUUUUCUGAUAAUGGCAGUAGUGAGAACUCUACCUUCUCUCCCCAUCUCUCUAAACGACAAGGCUUGUAUCACAAGCAGGGAGCCUUUACUUUCCGAGGAAGUAUGAUCGACAUGCCAUUACUGAGGCAGGCCCAGAACAUUGUUACGCUUGCCACAUCCAUCAAGGAAAAAUGAUCUGUUAAAUGAAGCCCUCCUCAGGCGGGCUGAAUGGAUACUGCGUGUUUCUUAAAGACAAGCCGCAGCACCCAGGGCAGCUCGCUACCAUGCCGGAUCAGGACUUCAUUUCACGUUAGUCACAACGCCCCCUCCCCUUGUAUCUCACUGACCUGUUAUGCUAAAAAUAAACUUCCUUCCUUUGGCAAUCUAA
Apodemus sylvaticus (European woodmouse) is the source of this 1374-nucleotide messenger RNA. It is a transcript of the gene Clybl, whose product is annotated as citramalyl-CoA lyase. Gene Ontology annotation, biological process: regulation of cobalamin catabolic process. Bases 31 to 1113 code for a protein of 360 amino acids. NCBI's taxonomy places the organism in Eukaryota, Metazoa, Chordata, Mammalia, Rodentia, Muridae. The record is from RefSeq and is a predicted model, not a curated record. Gene Ontology annotation, molecular function: (S)-citramalyl-CoA lyase activity. The transcript is spliced from 9 exons.